Anopheles arabiensis is the source of this 882-nucleotide messenger RNA. RefSeq lists its product as uncharacterized. Bases 1 to 882 code for a protein of 293 amino acids. The transcript has 3 exons. The record is from RefSeq and is a predicted model, not a curated record. NCBI's taxonomy places the organism in Eukaryota, Metazoa, Arthropoda, Insecta, Diptera, Culicidae.
AUGAUGAAAAGAAAGCGUGAAACAGGCUCCUCUUAUAAAAUUGCUCAAGCCGAUAACAAAAAGCUUGAGGCCGAGUUAUUUGGCGAAAAUAGUUCUUUUGGGAUGAGCAGCAACCCAUCAGCAAUUAAUGAAAAGGACAUUUGUGUGCAUGAUCUUCUCGUAUGUGGUCCUCAAGAUAUUGAUCAAGAAGAACACAACUAUGAUUGGAUAAAUAUCGAAGAGAUUGACAACAAUGAAGACUGCGAAAUUAUCAACGAUGACGUAUCCGAGAUAACGUUGAAAAAUGCACCGGAUUCCCCAAAGGAAGAUGAGCCAAUUGAGGAAGUUAUUAGAAACUGGGCUCUAAAAACAUAUCAGACGCACCAAGCACUCAACAGUUUAUUGGCUAUUUUGUAUGCACGAACCGAAUUUAACCUACCAAAAGAUGCGAGUACACUACUUAGAACAAAGCAGUGUGGAAAGGAAAUAGUACCGAUAGCUGGAGGAGAGUUUUGGUAUCCGGGAGUACGAUCGGUUCUCCACAACUAUUUCCGUGAUGUACAACCAACAGUAAAUGAGUUUUCUUUAAAUUUCUUUAUUGAUGGACUACCGUUGCACAAGAGCACCCGAAAACAGUUUUGGCUAAUACUGAUGAGCAUUCACGAAAUGCCAGAAGUUCCUGUGUUGAUGGUUGGCAAUUUUUAUGGGCAAUCUAAACCGAAGAGUUUAGAUGAAUACCUUCGUCCACUCGUGGAGGAGCUCAAUGAGUUGAUAGAUAAUGGUGCAAAUUUAUCACAACACUACCAGUUGCUCGUUCAGUCUUUAUGUUCGAUGUACCGGUGCUUGUCGAUGGCUCUUGGUUUCCACCAUCAACUAUCUUGCCUGGCGGUCGGAUCUGGCUAG